Messenger RNA from Macadamia integrifolia, 727 nucleotides. RefSeq lists its product as uncharacterized. The coding region runs from base 1 to 510 and encodes 169 amino acids. The transcript is spliced from 6 exons. The record is from RefSeq and is a predicted model, not a curated record. Lineage: Eukaryota; Viridiplantae; Streptophyta; Magnoliopsida; Proteales; Proteaceae. Gene Ontology annotation, molecular function: protein binding.
AUGAAUGAUUCCGUUUCAAAACGUCUGAUUCUAGGGUUUUGGAACCGGAUCACUGGGUUUCAGGCUCUCUCUCAGCUGUGCCAAGUUAUCACUUCCACUUCCCAGGUUGUCAACGAAGACAGGGCCAGAGAACUAAGAAGGGACACUAUAAACGACAAGAAUAAGGAGGGUAUGAACGGCCCAUCCGACGACGAAGGCGAGGAGGGUGAGUUCUUCCUCGACGAUGAAGACAUCAUUCAGGAAAUCCCUGUUGAUGAAGAAGAUCUUCCUGAUGCGGAAGAUGAAGCUGGGUCAGACGCCGAUGACUUUGAGGAGCCUGAUGAUUCUGUGCACUUAUUCACCGGUCAUACAGGUGAACUGUACACGGUUGCAUGUAGUCCAACAGAUGCAAAGCUUGCGGUGACAGGAGGUGGAGAUGAUAGGGGCUUCAUGUGGAAGAUUGGCGAAGGAGACAUGGCUUUAGAACUGCCAGGGGUCUGGCUUUUAAUAUUGCUCCCCAGUGUUCAUUAGAAGCAUCGGGUUUCUAAGAUGAGGAAAUCACUUGGAGCUGGAAAAUAUAUUGGAGGAAGAUUUGUUAGCUCCCUCUUUAUUUGUUGGACGAUCUGUGUGUCAGAAUCAUUCCAUAUCCAUUCACUAUCUUUAUAUAAUUUUUUCAGUAAUGGUCAUUCUUUUUUAAAGAGGUCCUUAAUAAAAUUUUGACCAUAAUUGAGAAUUCCGAGAAACUUUU